Messenger RNA from Recurvomyces mirabilis, 1314 nucleotides. RefSeq names its product Actin- protein 6 (gene ARP6). Lineage: Eukaryota; Fungi; Ascomycota; Dothideomycetes; Mycosphaerellales; Teratosphaeriaceae. The record is from RefSeq and is a predicted model, not a curated record. The coding region runs from base 1 to 1314 and encodes 437 amino acids. Gene Ontology annotation, cellular component: Swr1 complex. The transcript has 2 exons. Gene Ontology annotation, molecular function: nucleosome binding.
AUGGCUCGGCCAAAAAGUGUGUCGUCUGCCCCGAUAUCUGGUGAUCUGGCAGACAAGACACUGGUCCUAGACAAUGGCGCCCACACCAUCAAAGCUGGCCUCGCCGUUGGCCACGCCGAGAACGAACCAAGCCUGCACGACUGCCAUGUCAUACCCAACGUGAUCGCGCGAUCUCAGCGCGACAAGCGCACAUAUAUCGGCCCAGAAUACUCGGAAUGUCUGGACUUCGGCGAGCUGGCAUACAAGCGACCCGUAGAGAAGGGUUUCAUCGUGAAUUGGGAAGGCGAGAAAGCGAUAUGGGAACGCAGCUUCUUCGACAAAAAUGCUGCGGUUUUGCAAUGUGUACCCGAGGAGACCAAUCUCAUCCUGACUGAGGCGCCGAACUCGCCUACGGCGUUACAGAGACAUGCCGAUGAGAUGGUGUUCGAGGAGUUUGGCUUUGCCGGCUACUACAGGACUAUAGCCCCCACUCUGAACGCCUACGCGCCAUCACCAUUCCCAUCUACAUCGAUCUCUGCCCCAGGAAUACCAGUCGAAUGUCUCCUAGUAGUAGACGCUGGCCAUUCCCACACGACCAUAACGCCCCUCUACCAAGGUCGGCCCUUCCAAGCCGCCAUCCGACGCCUCGAAGUCGGUGGCAAAACCCUCACGAAUCAGAUGAAAGAACUCAUCUCCCGGACCUUCGACGUGCAUCGCGAAGAUCAUAUCGUGGGUGAGAUCAAGGAAGAUGUUUGCUUUGUUUCUCAGGACUUCAACCGGGAUUUGGAGAAGGUCUGGAAAGGCGGGAGGUAUGAUCCUAGGGAGAUCGAUGCGAGUGUGGUCGUUGACUAUGUACUCCCGGAUUACGAGACGAUUAAGCGUGGGUUUGCGCGACCGCAUGAUCCGAAGGCGAAUCUGAGGAAUAUUAUGCUGGGGAUUGGGACGGAGGGGGGGAGGAGAGAGCAUGUUCUCACGAUUGGGAAUGAGAGGUUUGUCGUUCCGGAGCUGCUGUUCAGGCCUUCGGAUAUCGGGAUGCAGCAGGAUGGGAUCUGUGGGACGAUAUUGCAGGCUAUUAAUGCUUUGCCUGAGGUGCUUAGGCAGGCCUAUCUGGCCAAUAUCGUGGUUGUUGGGGGGACGAGUAAGUUGCCUGGGUUUGUGGAGAGGUUGGAGGCGGGGUUGAGGGGGAUGGUUGAUGUAGAUCUUGUGGUUAGGGUGGCGAGGGCGGGGGAUCUGGUGAAGAAUGUUUGGCUUGGAGGUGCGAGGAUGGCGCAGAAUGAGGAGUUGGUGAAGAGUUUGUUGGGCAUCUUGCACAAGGCGCGAUACAUCGAAACAUAG